This is a messenger RNA of Lolium rigidum, 906 nucleotides long. RefSeq names its product protein ASYMMETRIC LEAVES 2-like. The record is from RefSeq and is a predicted model, not a curated record. The transcript is spliced from 2 exons. NCBI's taxonomy places the organism in Eukaryota, Viridiplantae, Streptophyta, Magnoliopsida, Poales, Poaceae. The coding region runs from base 31 to 906 and encodes 291 amino acids.
CUUUCACAUGACCUUCGAGGUAUUUACAUAAUGUCGUCGUCGAGCUCGCCGUGCGCGGCCUGCAAGCUGCUCCGCCGCAAGUGCACGCAGGGGUGCGUCUUCGCGCCCUACUUCCCGCCGGACCAGCCCUCCAAGUUCGCCAACGUGCACAAGGUCUUCGGCGCCAGCAACGUCUCCAAGCUCCUCAACGAGCUCAACGCCUCGCAGCGGGAGGACGCCGUCAACUCGCUCGCCUACGAGGCCGAGGCGCGCCUGCAGGACCCCGUCUACGGCUGCGUCGCCUACAUCUCCAUCCUGCAGCACAGGAUCAGGCAGACGCGCGAGGAGAUCGCCAACGCGCGCAAGGAGCUCGCGGGGUACAUCGGCAACGCCGCCUACGCGCCCGUCGUCCCCGUCCCCAACGCCGCCGCGCUCGCGCAGGCGCAGUACGCCGCCAUGGGCCUCCACCCCCAGCACCAGCAGCAGAUGCUCGUGCAGCAGCAGGUGCCGCACCACCACAACCAGUACAACAACCAGCUCCACCACCAGCAGCAGAUCGUCGACGCGCAGCACAUGGCGGCCGCCGUCGAGGCCGCCACGCGGGGACAGCACCAGCACCAGCAGGACAUGAUGAUGAUGCGCCAGGGCUACGCGCCGCCGCAGGGCGUGCCCACGGUCGCGAUCGUGCCUCCGGGCCCGGGCUCCGCCAACCCCGCCGCGUACGGCGGCGCGCCGGCGCAGUUCCUCAUCCAGCAGCAGCAGCAGCCGGCGCCGUCCGCCCUCACGACCUUCCGCACGGACCAGCAGUCCCCGCCGCCGCAGUCCUCGGGACACUCCCACGUCGACAUGUCCCAGCACCAGCAGCAUCGGCAGCAGCACACGGACGGCAGCGACGAGGGGAGCGGGGGCGCCCCGCCCUCGGCCUGA